Neodiprion fabricii is the source of this 6165-nucleotide messenger RNA. RefSeq lists its product as uncharacterized. The record is from RefSeq and is a predicted model, not a curated record. Gene Ontology annotation, molecular function: protein-containing complex binding; voltage-gated potassium channel activity. The transcript is spliced from 28 exons. Bases 1 to 6165 code for a protein of 2054 amino acids. Lineage: Eukaryota; Metazoa; Arthropoda; Insecta; Hymenoptera; Diprionidae.
AUGACCCAUCGACCGGAUUCUACCAAUUUAAUUACGUCUAAAAAUACCGAACCAGAAAUCGAGAUCGCGGAUCAUCUUGCGGAUAAUGAAAGGCCUUUGCGCACUGUGAUUAUGUUACAUGCGGAACCAGUCUGGGUCGCAGUUAUCCUCGUGACGAUAGUGGCGGAGUUUCAAAUCAUAUUGUACUGCGUAACCUUCAGAGGAUUUCUGCUGGAUAUCACAAAGGAGCCCAGGAGUACCCCCUUGCAACCUUAUGUGAUGAUGAUGGAGGCUUUGUACUGUGCCGACUUCCUCUUGGCGUUGUCGUACAGGACUUGGACCUCGAUAUCUGUUGUAUCAGGAAUCCAGCCACGAAAAAGACUCGGGCUACUACUAGACGUCGUAUCUUUAAUACCUGUCGACGCAUUCCUUUGGUAUGGCUCAGACUUGGCGCUCACAAAUCCCGGAGUCUUCCACUUGUGGUCCCUCAACCAUUUGAUACGAAUAUACCGUCUUUACUUGUUUUUCGGAAAAUCCACGAAUGGUAUCACUUGGGUUUCGAUUCAGAUCCAUUUGGUGCAAGUCCUAACCAUUUUGCUGGUAAUUUCGAUGCUCGCUGUUGUGAUAAUGUUCAAGUGGCGGAUUGACAUUGAAAAGGAAGAAUACGGGUGGUUGCAGAAUGUAGUUGAUCGUUUGGAGCCGAACAAUUACAGGUCCAACGACUGGUUUUGGAUAUCGUUCUACGUGAUCAUCGGUCACGUAUCUUCGCACGGGACCAUAGAACUGCCCGUCUCGACCGAUCAUGUGCUUUUUGCUGUCUUUGCAAUGAUCGGCGCUCUUGGUAUUCGUUCACUCCUGCUCGCCUAUAUGGUCGAUAUCAUUCAACGGAGAGACUACGCCAAGAGUAUUUUCACGCUGAAGAGAUCGAUUUUGGACGAGCUCAUGACGUCCGCAGUAACGAUUCAGACGCGUCAUCAGAUCCACAAGUACUAUGAUUCGUUUUGGGAAACAGAGGGUGGUCAGAAAUUCCGGAUCAGCGAUUUCAUCAUGUAUCCAUUGAUAUUCAAGGCUGAAUGCAGUCUGGAGCUGUCGUGGGCUACCUUCAAACACUCUAAGCUGUUUCGCCACAUGCCGGUGCCAUUCCUCAGGAACGUGUCGUUGUUGUGCGAGCGGAAAUUCGUCUCACCGGGUGACUAUAUCUUCAGAAAGUUCGAUAUCAAGGAUCGGCUUAUUUACAUCGUGAGUGGAAGUGUCCACGUACUCUCAGAAGAGGACAAUGAGACUCCAAUCCUUUCAUUUUCCGGUGGGACGAUUUUCGGUGAAAUCGCACUCCUAGCAAGCUACAGGAGUGGCGUUAGCGUCCUAGCCUGCACCCCUUGCGAACUGAACGUUCUCGAGCGUAACAAAUUUGCUAGGAUAAUAAUUCCUAGCUAUCCAGAAAUAUGGAGUGAGAUUACAUCGGUGAUCGAUACGCGUCUAAAAGGUGCAAAGUUUAUGACGGAACUUGGUGUUUAUUUGCAGAAAAACCAAAAUGUCAUACAAAAUAAUCGUAACACCGACGUUGCUUGGCUCAAAACAAGCCUCAGCGCUCUUCAGGGUGCGCAACGAGUCGAUGGAGGCAUCAAAGAAAUGAAGAAACGAGCAAAUCUUAUGGAGCAGGUCUAUGCCUCUACGGAUAUUCGGUACACCUUCAUGUACCUGGAUACACUCGUGCUGUCCGAUAACAUAGCUCUGACCUCGGAUGCCGUGUUUUUGCAAUCUUCAAAGUGCCCGUGGAUAUUGAAGCCUGGCUCUCCGGUGCUUCAGCUGUGGGAUACGAUAGUUUUAAUCUCUACAAUAACGUUAUCUUAUACACUUACGGUAAGUAUAGCUUUUCAAGAGUUUGAGACGGACGUCGUUCACGCUUGGACCAUUUUUAUCGGUCUUGUACUGACAGCCGACUUGUGGGUCGUUCUUUGCACCGCCAUACAGAAGAACGAUCGGAUUACCAUUAUCAAGGUGUCACAGAUCCUUAAGAUUCGUCUCCACGACUGGACUUUUUGGUUUGAUCUUGUUGCCGCCGUACCUUGGACGGUUCUGGUGAGUGCCAUGCCUGUUGAAUACAGUUUCUUGGGAUUGUUGAAACUGCUUCGAAUGCUGAAAUUAUACAAGUUAGAGAUCAUGUUUACGAGGAUAGAGAACUCUCACAAGAUAUCACUGGUCGUUCUUCGAAUGGUGAAAUACAGCCUCUACGUUAUUCUGAUCAGUUUCUUCUUUACCGGCAUGCUCUUGUUCUCAACUUGCCCCGCCAGACUCGGAGUCGAUUCUUGCCCUCCGACGUCGUGGAUUUCGACCGCUCUAGCCGGUCAUGAGCAGCUGACUCACAAAGUGUUCAGUUACUCGUUAUUGGUCGUCCUUCAGAUAGUGCUCGGUAUUGGAACGCCUAUAGCCAGGCCAGGGUCCUCGAUGGAAUGUGCAUUCUGGGUGAUCCUGAUAAUAUUCGGCGCCUUAUUGUACAUAUUUUACAUGGCAUCAUUAACGUCUGUCCGUAUUCUAGGGCAGGUUAUAUAUGCCCGGCAUUACCAUCUUAGUCAGGCUAUUCACUAUCAUUUAAACAAGACCACGGUACCAGAGGCCUUGAAGAAACGAGUCGACUCGUAUCUUGAGACAGAAAUGCGAUACGACAGGGGCUACAGAGUGGUGACCAACGAAGAUGUGCUAAGCACACUGUCACCAGAGAUGUCUGCGAAUUGGAAAUACGAGAGAUUCAACCGUCUGAUAAGUAACGUGCCUCUCUUCACGGAGAUGGAUCAAGGAUUCAUCCGGGAUAUCUGCUCCAUUGCUUCGAUCGCUGUUCUUCCUCCGAGGGAACUUCUUUCCUACGGUGGGCGGCAUUGCACGGAGAUGUAUAUAAUCGAAAAGGGCUACUGUGAGAUGAUUCACAUGGAACCGUCCAUCCCCCAUCGCAAGGUUGGCCCUGGGACGUCUAUAUACGUUCUUGAAAUGUCUCUGCAGCUCCCGGUUGUCCAUACGGUGGUCACCUCCACUUACGUGUCGUUCCUCACGAUAAGCCGAAACGAUUUUCUCCGUGUAUACAGCAACUUUCCCGAAGAGAAGUUCGAGUUCGACCAGCUACUGGCAGAAUUUCAUCGAAUGGAGCAAGUUCUGGAACUGCGAGAGCAGGCCAAGGAGCAACCGGAAUUCGUCGAGGUACUCCAUACGGUGCGCCCGCCAAUUCCAUCCUUCACUUUCUUCGUGUACACCAUAAAUAAAGAAGAUCCUGAAUACUAUGUGAUCAGCGAGCCAUUUGAGCGGCUAAAAAACUUCAAAUUCCUCAAGUGGUGUCUCCUACGUCUGACUAUUCGUCCGGACGGAAGGUUUCUGAAAUACUACGAGGCUCAGAGGUGCAUUUGCGCUAUUAUGACCACAAUUUUGUAUACCAUGCGAAUUAUCGUCCAGGCUAGUGAUUCAAGAACAUUCAUCACCCGGGUAAUCACCUUUUUAAAUAUCGCUGCCCUCUUGGAUAUCUAUGUCAGAAUGCACGUAGGGUACUUCAACGAAAAAGGGUUAUUGGUCACGCAUCCACUGUCCACUGCAUCGCAGUACAUGACGACUUCGAUGUUCGUCGACCUCCUCGGCCUACUUCCGUUCGAGCAGCUGAUCCUGCGGAAGAUGAUCUCCUCCAAGGAUCUAUUUUUCUUCUACCUGACGAGAGUUCUCCAACUUCACCGUGUCAUUGGAGCUGUAAACUAUCUCCAGGAAUCAGAUUCGUGGUCCAAGGUCAUAAAGUAUGGGAAGUUCCUCCCCAUUCUUCUCCUGAUUGCGCACAUUUUCGCUUGCGUAGUCCUCUACACCAGCUGUAUCUUUGAUGCAAAAUACGAGGACACUGCGGAGUUUAAGGCAGGUCUUCGGUGUCCACAGUGGCACAGCUUUAUUGAAGCGAGUACCAAAUACAAGCUCACCGAUUGGAUAGUUUACCGAAGAUCAUUAUACAUUGCUGUUAGUACGCUGACGCGCGUCGGCGUCGAAGAGUUACAGAUCAAGACACCGUCGAUGAUGAACGUGUUUUACAUAAUGUCAGCAGUAACGUUCACGGUUCUCCUGCUUCUGAUGGGCCAGGUAAUGGCUGAUUCGGCAAUACGAGACGUCGAGUUGACGGCCUACCAAGACCGGAUGACAACGUUGGUCAACUUCAUGAACAACAAAAAGAUCGGCCCUGAACUACACGACGAAGUCAUUUCCUACUUCGAGCUCGCUUGGAGGCACAAACGAGGCCAGUCCGUCGAUCGGCUCUUUGGCGCCUUCCAUCCCGCCCUUCGAGAGGACGUACUCUGCGCUUUGUACAGCGAAUGCUUGUCAAAGUGUCCCGGAUUGGCUGAUGCGAGCGAAACCUUCUAUCGAUACCUCCUGAUGCACCUUAGAGGAGUCUGGUUUUAUCCGAACGGUUCGGUCAUUGUGCACUACAACGACGUCGUCGAUCUUGUCUGCGUUAUUCACACAGGCAGCGCCGAAGUCGUAGCCCCGGAUGGAUCCUACGUAACGACACUGGGACCAGGCAGUGUUUAUGGGAACUUGAUCGGGUCGACCACCGUACGAAUGCCUGUAAGUAUCGUCGUCACGGCCCAUAUGGAAGCGCUAAUUUUUGACGCCGAUGAAUUUUAUCGCGCCUUGACCAUUCACCGUAAGGCUAAGCAUAUUUUCAUGAAUGCCAUGGAACUCAAUACCGACUACAUUUCGGCCAACUUUGACGACCAGGUGGUCGUCGUUACAACCGGGGAUUCAUCAACCGACGAACAAUUUUACAAGGGCACGAGGCUAUUUGGAUUUCUUCGUUUUUUGAGCAUGAGAGUCGUCGAUCCAAAUUGGCUACCAAUAGUCCUCUGGGAUCGAAACGUAUUGUUUUUUUCCUAUUACUUGAGCCCAUGCGCGAUCAUCUAUCAAAUUGCUUACGGUGAAUUCAACAUAUACUGGAUUAGUUUCCAGUACUUUACUGAUUUCUUGUUCCUCGUUACGAUGUACAUCAAGGCCAACAGCGCUUUUGAGGAUAAAUCUGGUAACGUUGUCAGAGACAAAAGACGUAUAUGGAUGAGGUUCGUUAAAUCUCCGAUGGGUUUUUACGCUCACCUGGCAUCAGUCGUUCCUAUCGAAGUGAUAUCGUUUACUUUUCGGGAUAGAACAAUGCAAAGACUGUACGCGACCUUGCGUGUCAAUCGAAUUCUCAGACUGGCAGCAGUUGUCGAUUUCUUCAACGUUCAGUGCCAAAGGCUGAACAUAAACAUCUUCAACAUGCGGUUAACUUACCUGAUCGCGAUACUCCUCUUCACUGUACAUCUUGCGUCGUGUAUCCUGGCCUUUAUGACCAUCAAGGAAGAUAUCUACGACUUGGACGACUCGACUCGUCGAACUGUGUACUUCAGCAACGUGUUUCACGUAUCUGCUUUGUAUGGAGGGUCCACGACACGGCGGUUGCCAAUAGCCAGUUCCUGGUACUACACCUGCUACAUCCUGAUGCUAGAGAUCAUAAUGUUCGUUAUGUUCGCUUUGAUCGUUGGUGACAUGUGCGCGAUGAUAAAUGUCAGUCACUACGUGAUGAUAACGUAUGAGCGAAUAAUUAAGCGCUUUAAAAUUUACAUGGAAACGUGCGAUCUGACUUACGUACUGCGUCAGAACAUGUGGACCUACGGGUGCAACUUGUGGGAUUUCAACAGGGGUCGACAAGUCCCUCAUCUGGUGUUGGAGGCUCCUCGUUAUUUGCGAAGAGAGAUCAAAAAUGCUCUCUUCAUUCACCAUUUGGAGAACCACCAGAUAUUCUCUGGGUGUCACGAGGAUUUCUUGCGUCAAGUCGCUGACCAUUUCAUCCUGUUAAACUUUUUCGCUGACGAUCUGAUUGUCAACGCGGGCGACGUAAACGGUACCAUGUACUUCAUCGACAGCGGAAAAGUACUAACGAUACAUCACGAUUCCAACAAAAACGCGAAGGAAGACAGAACAGAGAUUUUCGAAGAAGGAGAUUCGUUCGGAGUAUUAUCCGGUUUGUUCCCACGAUAUCCACACAGAAUGACGCACCGGGCGUUUGGAACGUGUAAAAUACUGAAGUUGAAUGGAAAGAAGUGGUUCUACUUGCUGCAGCAUUUUCCUGCCUCCCGAGAUCACCUUUACGAAAUAGCGAGUGAAUUGAAGGCGCAGGCAGGUCCGAUAAGGAGUUGA